Molecule: messenger RNA, 1999 nt
Organism: Pyricularia grisea
Lineage: Eukaryota; Fungi; Ascomycota; Sordariomycetes; Magnaporthales; Pyriculariaceae
Exons: 2
Coding region: 319-1779 (486 amino acids)
Biological process (GO): transmembrane transport
Cellular component (GO): membrane
Molecular function (GO): transmembrane transporter activity
Source: RefSeq, a predicted model, not a curated record
AUAGAGUACAGUAAUCUUGCCAGCAAUCCUAGGACGCGGGGGAAACCGGUGCAGACCCCGCUCUUUCUCCAGGCGGUCGGAGCCACCUGGAAUGAGGUUUUUUGGUUCUCGAGGCAAAUGGUUUGCUGAUGAGAUACCGGGGUGCAAAGCAGCCAAGACUUUUGGGAGAUCUAUGGAUGCAGUGGAAGUGACGUGGGUGAAAUUUUUUGUAUUUAAAGACUUGAUUGAAGUCAAUCCUCGGCGUCCUGGAACUCGAUGAUCCCGAUCACAGAACCGGGCCACAUUUAGCCUGCGCCGCUUGACGUUGUCGCAAGAACAAUGGCCACACACACGUCAACUGAGCUUCAGGAGCUCCCUCCACAGCAGCAGUUUGCGACCGAAGCCAAUAAGAACGACAUUAAUGGCGACGCCAGUAAUGGCUGGGGAAAAGGCGUCCGCCUUGGAGACGACGCAAAGAAGGAUGGAACACCGCCGGGCGAUAAUUCAUUGCGGAUAAGCAGCGAAUCGCUGGCCGAACGGGACCAACACCUCCCGCAUCCCACGACGGCGACCGAAGUGCUGCAGCGCUGGAACCAUCCGCGCAGCAACAUUGUGCGCCUCGCGGCCGCCUUCUGGGCCUUCAUUGUCGCGGGCGCCAACGACGCCGCCUACGGUCCACUCAUCCCUUACCUGGAGCAGUACUACAACCUCAGCUACCUCGUCGUUUCGCUCGUGUUCUUGUCGCCAUUUAUCGGCUACACCAUCUCGGCGCUCAUCAACAACUACGUGCACCUGUGGUGGGGCCAGCGCGGCGUCGCCAUCAUUUCCCCCUCGGCGCACCUGGCCGCCUACAUCAUCAUCGCCUGCCACCCGCCGUACCCGGUUCUGGUCGUCGCCUUCAGCUUGGCCGGGUUCGGCAACGGGCUCGUCGACGCGGCCUGGAACGCCUGGAUCGGCAACAUGGCGCGCGCCGACGAGAUCCUGGGCUUCCUGCACGGCUUCUAUGGCGUCGGCGCCGUCGUUUCCCCGCUAAUCGCCACCAGCAUGAUCACCCGGCUCGGCCAGCCCUGGUACGCCUACUACUACCUCAUGAUCGGGCUCGCGACUCUCGAGCUGGUCACGUCCGCGGCUGCGUUUUGGCCACAGAACGCACAGGCAUACCGAGACUCGCUGUCUCGCAGCGCCGGCGGCGGGGAGCCGCAGAAGGGAGCGCUGCGGGAGGCGCUGUUCAAGAAGGGCUACGCGAGGGUCGCUUGGCUGAUUUCCAUUUUUCUGCUGUGUUAUGUCGGUGCAGAGGUUGCGAUUGGCGGCUGGAUCGUCAAGUUCAUGAUGGAGAUUCGGAACGCGCCGGGAUUCGAGAGCGGCAUGUCUGCUAUGGGUUUCUGGCUGGGGCUGGUUGUCGGACGGGUUAUUCUAGGCUUUGUGACGCCCAGGCUAGGGGUUAAGUUGGCCGUGACUCUGUACCUCAUCCCAGUCAUGGCGUUGCAGCUCGUCUUUUGGCUGGUGCCCCAGUUCUACGUCUCGGUUGUGGCUGUCGCGCUGCAGGGCUUCUUCAUUGGCCCGUUAUUCCCGGCAGCAAUUGUUGUGGCUACUAAGCUGCUGCCGAAGCACCUGCACGUGAGCGCCAUUGGAUUCGCAGCUGCGUUUGGCGGCUCGGGUGCGGCGGUGCUGCCGUUUGCAAUCGGAGCCAUCGCACAGGCCAAGGGGGUUUGGGUUUUGCAGCCCAUCAUCCUGGCCCUUUUUGCAGUUCUCCUACUGCUGUGGCUCUGCCUGCCCAGGUUGAACAAGAAGAAGGACUGAAAAUUUCCCCGGAAAAAACUUUUCCUUCUUUUUAUUGAUUAAUGAUCUGUACCGGAUUCUUGUUAGUGGUUAAAUUCGUAUUUCCUGAGUAGAUGUCACCCUCUGUUUGGUCGAGAUUGUCACAUCGCCUGUGUCGGGAGAUUGCGGGCGUGAGUAAGUUGUGUCCAGGCGACAAAUUCACGACUCCUUUUCGCUUGUUGCCAAGGGUAUCUAUCGGGAG